Molecule: messenger RNA, 1149 nt
Organism: Staurois parvus
Lineage: Eukaryota; Metazoa; Chordata; Amphibia; Anura; Ranidae
Source: the annotation of a GenBank genome assembly
UUCCAGCUGUUUUCUGUAAUUCCACAGAAGUUCCUAAGCCUUAGUCGUAGCCCUUGCUGGUACCAGAAAUAUGAUGGGAAUUACAGCACUGAUCCCUAUGGGAAAAAUGGCUAUUCCUUAUAUGCCAAACGUUUACACGCCAUUUUUGAAGAGAUGCGGCAAGGGUUCCAGGAGCGACUUCAGCUGAUUGAGGGGCAGCAUUACCGCUUGCGUUGUUUACCCCACUUCUACAUCAUUGGGCAGCCCAAAUGUGGCACUACAGACCUCUAUGACCGCUUACGUCUGCACCCUAAUGUCCAAUUCUCUGUCAUCAAGGAGCCUCACUGGUGGACCAGGAAACGUUUUGGAAUUGUGAGACUAAAGGAGCCAUUCCACAAACCCUUCCCAUUGGAGGAUUACCUGGACUUGUUCGAUUGGGCAGCACAGAAAAUCCAAGAUUUUCAUAGUGAAGACUCAGAAGGAGAGGCAAGGAUGAGGGAUCCCAUUGUUAUAGGAGAAGCCAGUGCGUCCACCAUGUGGGACAAUAGUGCCUGGUCUUAUUUCUAUGAUAAUGUCACCAACACAGAACCGCCUGUUCUCAUCCAAGACUUCAUUCAUGCCUUCCAGCCACGAGCCAAGUUCCUCAUCAUGCUCCGGGAUCCGGUGGAGAGGUUGUAUUCAGACUAUUUGUACUUCGCUAUUGCAAACAAGUCUGCCGAGGACUUCAAUGACAAAGUGAAUGAGUCUCUGCAGAUGUUUGACAGCUGCCUGCAAGGCUCUUCUCUCCGAGCUUGUGCUUACAACAACAACACCACCUUCAGUAACAUCCUACCGGUGCGGCUCCAUGUUGGUCUGUAUGCAAUAUAUCUGUGGGACUGGCUGUCCGUCUUUAACCUUGAUCAGUUUCUCAUACUCCGGCUGGAAGAUCACGCAGCCAACACCACGCAGAGCAUGAGGCUUGUGUACCAGUUCCUUGGUCUUGGACCUUUGAAUAAUGAACAGGAGGCUUCGAUAAGCCAGAAACAAGCAUCGAACAGCCGCCGCCCGGAGGACUGUAGCCUGGGACCCAUGCUCCCCAUUACCAGACAGCUUCUUAUAGACUACUAUAGACCCUAUAACCAAAAAUUAGCACAGCUGCUUUCAAACAGUGCUUUCCUCUGGGAGAGGUAG